This is a messenger RNA of Hansenula ciferrii, 291 nucleotides long. RefSeq lists its product as uncharacterized. Bases 1 to 291 code for a protein of 96 amino acids. Lineage: Eukaryota; Fungi; Ascomycota; Saccharomycetes; Phaffomycetales; Wickerhamomycetaceae. The record is from RefSeq and is a predicted model, not a curated record. The transcript has a single exon.
AUGUCAAAUACUAAUAGACUAAGUUUGAGAAAUAGUAGGUCAAGAAGUACGUCAUCGUUCCAACAAAUCCCUGAAGAUCAACAAAUUCAAGAUAAUCAAAGAAUUCAAGAAUUAAAAAAUGAUACAGUUUUAAAUAAUAAUGAUAACAAUGAUUCAAAUAUAAGGUCUGAUCAAAAUGAUGGAUGGAAUAGUUUUCUGAAUUUUGGAUCUGAAUUUUUGGAAAAUAAAGGUUCAGUUGCAAGAGAUCAUGUAUGUAUUACAACUCACCCUCAUGGCAUAAUAAAAUAUUGA